This is a messenger RNA of Exaiptasia diaphana, 1089 nucleotides long. Its product is annotated as melatonin receptor type 1B-B-like. Lineage: Eukaryota; Metazoa; Cnidaria; Anthozoa; Actiniaria; Aiptasiidae. The record is from RefSeq and is a predicted model, not a curated record. Gene Ontology annotation, molecular function: G protein-coupled receptor activity. Bases 1 to 1089 code for a protein of 362 amino acids. Gene Ontology annotation, biological process: G protein-coupled receptor signaling pathway. Gene Ontology annotation, cellular component: membrane. The transcript has a single exon.
AUGAAUGACCUCWGUAAUUCAUCCAAUAUCACAAACCUUCCCUCAAUGUCAUCGAGCAAUUAUCGACGAAAACAAGAAACAAUCAUUGCGCAGAUUACAUCCUUCGCCAUACUUGGCAUCAUUACUGUGCUAGGUAACCUGGCCUCCAUCAUCACCUUCGCUAAGACCCAGUCUCUUCGCAAGCGUUCCAACUACACGAUUAUAAAUCUUUCUAUUGCUGAUUUGUUGGUAUCCAGUGCUAUUUUCAUGGCAUGUUAUUACUACUUGUUUGAGCCGGCAAUGAUUCGACCACAAUAUCUCAAUGUCGCUUUCGAUUUUGUUGAUUCAUUCACGAGUGCAGCUUCAAUGCUAUCUCUGACUAUGAUUUCAGUGGAGCGGUUCUAUGCCGUUGUGUUUCCCUUCAAGCACAUGAUGCUUCUUUUUAAGCACCAUCUUUUCCUAUGUCUUGCACCAUGGCUUGUCGCUGCCGCUACCGUUUUGACGUAUGUCGGGCUUGAUUUUCCAGGAAUAGGUCAUAAAAACUUCGUUACUCACAUAACCGUUCGAUAUUCGAUUUUAUUUCUUGCACUGAUAGUUAUUGUUGUUUCCUAUCUUGGUAUAUGGUUGAAGAGUCGUUAUGCAAAUCCCAGCGCACAAGAUCRGAAUCGCUCAAUGCGCGACCUCAAGCUGUCCGUCACGCUCUUCAUCGUCACGCUUGUAUCAUUGUCAGCAUGGCUUCCAAUCCARAUAUUCCAAAUUGCAAACUUUUUUCAUCCAACUCGACUGCCUAAUGAUAACUACUAUAUUUUCAUGAAGUGUCUUCAUUUCUCCAACUCAGCCAUAAAUUUCUUUAUCUAUAUUUUGCGCAUGCGCAAUUUUAGAGUAGGAUUUCUUGCAGUAUUCGGCUGUAAACGAGAGAGACUGAGCGAGCGAUCCCAGUCGACGACCUUGUCAUACAGUAUGAUACAAAUACGAGAUAUGACCUCGAGAAGUACCUCAAGUCUCAGUUUAACUAGACAAAAAGCCUACGUUGUCAACAGUGACGUCAAAAGCGACGAGAGAAGACUGGAAGUGAGUGGUCCCCAGCUGAAAACAGUUACCAUGAAAUGA